UGGCGGGGUCGCUGAAGCGGUUUUGGCGCAGGUGGCGGCGAUGGAGGCGCCGCUGGAGGCGGAGCUGGAGGCGGAGCUGGACCUGGAGGGGGCGGAGCUGGAGGAAGUGGAUGUGCACAUCCAGGAGAACCUGGAGGACGCCCUGGUGCAGGAGGCCCUGCAGACCGGCGUGGACCUGCGCCAGUAUUCCCGGCAGGUGGAGCUGGAACUUCAGGAAGUGGAAAGAGCCUCGAUCCAGGAUUACAUCCGGGAGAGCGAGAACAUCGCGGAGCUGCACAACCAGAUCAGCGCCUGCGACGCCAUCCUCGAGCGCAUGGAGCAGAUGCUGGGCUCGUUCCAGAGCUCGCUGAGCUCGCUGAGCUGGGAGAUCCGAGCCCUAAAAAAAUCCCCUAAAAAUCACCAAAAAAAUCCAAAAAAAUUCCCAAAAAUCCCAAAAAAACCUGGAAAAAUUCCCAAAAAUUCCUGAGUUGUCCCUGCAUGUCCCAAACAUCCCCAAAUCCCUCCUGGAACCCCUAAAAAAAUCCCCCA
This is a messenger RNA of Cyanistes caeruleus (blue tit), 528 nucleotides long. The record is from RefSeq and is a predicted model, not a curated record. Lineage: Eukaryota; Metazoa; Chordata; Aves; Passeriformes; Paridae.